GCUAUCAGCCCACACCAGAUACCACAGCCCAUGAGGACAGGGGAGGGGGAUGUGAGGCCAUGGUGGAAGAGACUUGAAGAAGCGAGAGGGCAAGAAGCAUGGGGGCUCUGGGCAAAGAUGAAGUUUCCUAAAAUAUGACAACGGUACCAAGGAGAGAGCCUCCCUUCUCUAAAGCUUAAGGUGUUCCCUCUAAGGGCCGGUUAGAGGCCCCCAUGAAAGGCAUGGGGUCUGCUGAAUUUCUCUAAUUGAAGGUAGAGAGAAGAGGUCACUAUAGAAUCUUUCGAGAGAACCAACCUCUAUAGGUUGCCAUCUGAUCUCCACAUGAACUGUGUGACACACGUGCACAGAUGCAACAAAUAAAUGCAACUAGGAAAAAAAAGCCUCAGCUCACUGGCAGACCUCAGAGCCCUGCGUGAGAGGAGGCAAGGAUGUCCAGUGAGCAGGAGCAGGGGCCAGCAAGGCCUGGCCUUCACCAUGGCUGGAGGGAGACCUCACCUGAAGCGGAGUUUCUCCAUCAUCCCCUGCUUUGUCUUCGUGGAGUCUGUGUUGCUGGGCAUCGUGGUCCUUCUUGCUUACCGCCUGGAGUUCACCGACACCUUCCCUGUGCACACCCAGGGCUUCUUCUGCUAUGACAGCGCUUAUGCCAAGCCGUAUCCUGGGCCUGAGGCUGCCAGCCGAGCACCCCCCGCCCUCAUCUAUGCCCUGGUCACUGCGGGGCCCACACUCACGAUCCUGCUGGGGGAACUGGCCCGUGCCUUCUUCCCUGCACCACCCUCCGCCAGUCCUGUCAGUGGGGAGAGCACCAUUGUAUCCGGGGCCUGCUGCCGCUUCAGUCCCCCACUGCGGAGGCUGGUCCGUUUCCUGGGAGUGUACUCUUUUGGCCUCUUCACCACGACCAUCUUUGCGAAUGCGGGACAAGUGGUGACCGGUAACCCCACACCUCAUUUCCUGUCGGUAUGUCGCCCCAACUACACAGCCCUGGGCUGCCCACCGCCAUCUCCUGACCGGCCAGGGCCUGACCGCUUCGUCACGGACCAGAGCGCCUGUGCAGGCAGUCCCAGCUUAGUGGCUGCCGCACGCCGCGCCUUUCCCUGCAAGGAUGCGGCCCUGUGCGCCUACGCGGUCACCUAUACUGCGAUGUACGUGACCCUAGUGUUCCGCGUGAAGGGCUCUCGCCUGGUGAAACCUUCCCUCUGCCUGGCCCUGCUGUGCCCCGCCUUCUUGGUGGGCGUGGUCCGCGUGGCAGAGUAUCGCAACCACUGGUCGGACGUGCUGGCUGGCUUUCUGACGGGAGCAGCCAUUGCCACCUUUUUGGUUACCUGUGUUGUGCACAAUUUCCAGAGCCGACCCCACUCUGGUCGAAGGCUCUCCCCCUGGGAGGACCUGAGCCAGGCUCCCACCAUGGACAGCCCCCUCGAAAAGUUAAGUGUGGCCCAGGAACCCGAGACCUCCAGGCCGCAUUCGACACCGGCACGGCUCACCCCAUCCAAGCCGCAGAACUGUGCCCGCCGUGGCCACCUGAUUCCCAGCUGUGUGUCCUCCAGGGCGCCAGCGAUGUGCUCCUCGCCCCGUGUGCCCCGCCCUCGACUGAGGUCUGAGCCAACACCCCUGCCUCUGCCGCUGCCCCUUCCUGCACCGACUCCCAGCCAGGGUCCCUCGCCUUCCUCCCCUGGACCCGGGGGCCCAAGCGGGGGAGGUGGGCGUGGCCGGAAGCUACUGCUGCCCACGCCCCUGCUACGGGACCUGUACACCCUCAGUGGACUCCAUCCCUCCCCUUUCCACCGCGACAACUUCAGCCCUUAUCUGUUUGCCAGCCGCGACCACCUGCUGUGAGACCCACCACCUAAAAUCUACCCAGUAUUCCCUGUUUCCCCCUGCCACGCGUGCGUGUGGCACGUAAGUGCUAAAGGCCCUUGCCCUCCAAACCAGCCAGGCCCAGCGUCAGAAGAUGGCUGGAAGGGACGCUUCAAGGCAGGGAAUCUCUUGGCUGCUCUUUGGCCUUCUGGGACAUCUGGGUAGGCAAAAAUAACCAGGUGGGCCCAUGUCCCUAGGAUUGCCCUUUUAACGGCUGAUGCUUAACCCAACUGGCCAUUGCCUAGCCAGUGAGAGCUCCAAGUUCUCAGAAUUCAACCCAAAAGUUUACAACAGUUUAUGGGAACCUCUCACUUCUUAGCUUCCUCAAGCAAGAGGGUGCUACUCUGGCCAGUGUGCAGUGUCUAAACUGCCAAUAAGAGCCCUUGGGGUUCAGAAUUGCUGAGAGUGGGUGGGAAUGAUUCCAGUCAAUGGGGGACCGCCCGUGUCAAAGCCAAGGAGGGCUGUCCAGUCUCUCCCCGGGAACAUGGAGUCCAGCUGGAGGGUAGGGGGGCAGGCUCCCCCACAGCAGGGUCCUGCGGCACCCCUUCCUUUCUAGCCCUUCCCCAGGUGCACCAUCUCACACCCUCCAACCCCCUACUUAAGUAGGGCUUGCCCCAGUUCACAGGUUUUGGAGUUCCGGAUGCUGUCUCCCUUGGCUGUGCCUAGGGCACCCCCCUCCCUAACCGUCUAUUAUUUAUUAGGGCUGUGGAAAAAGACUUUAUUUUCUUGGGACCCACCCUCCUUCUUCACACUGCCCCCAUGCCCCAGCCUCAUGCAGUUGUGCCAUCUUGGGGGACAUGGGUGGAGCAGAAGGGGGUUCCCCUACCCUGAAUAGCCAAAGGCAGUGGGCAGAUGAGGCUCUGUCCCCCUUUCCUGCCCCCCAUCUUUAAUAAAGACCUGUUUGUAACAGAA
Grammomys surdaster is the source of this 2766-nucleotide messenger RNA. It is a transcript of the gene Plppr2, whose product is annotated as phospholipid phosphatase related 2. Gene Ontology annotation, biological process: signal transduction; phospholipid metabolic process; phospholipid dephosphorylation. NCBI's taxonomy places the organism in Eukaryota, Metazoa, Chordata, Mammalia, Rodentia, Muridae. The record is from RefSeq and is a predicted model, not a curated record. The transcript is spliced from 9 exons. Bases 361 to 1833 code for a protein of 490 amino acids. Gene Ontology annotation, molecular function: phosphatidate phosphatase activity.